Messenger RNA from Notechis scutatus (mainland tiger snake), 4971 nucleotides. It is a transcript of the gene CHFR, whose product is annotated as checkpoint with forkhead and ring finger domains. NCBI's taxonomy places the organism in Eukaryota, Metazoa, Chordata, Lepidosauria, Squamata, Elapidae. The record is from RefSeq and is a predicted model, not a curated record. Gene Ontology annotation, molecular function: protein binding; ubiquitin-protein transferase activity. Gene Ontology annotation, cellular component: nucleus. Gene Ontology annotation, biological process: protein ubiquitination; mitotic cell cycle checkpoint signaling; ubiquitin-dependent protein catabolic process.
GCCGGGUCUGUUGACAGCGGCGGCGGCGGCGGCGGCGGCUUCCCGGCCGACUGGAGUGGGGCGUGAGCGGCGGGGCCCGGCGCGGCUCCCUCGGGCUGCUCUUUGGCCGCGCUCCCAACGCGGAAGACGCCGGAGGGAGGCUCCGACCGGCCGCCCCCGCCUUCCCUGUGGGGCAGGACUACAGAUGUAAAAAGUCCAGAUGGAGCACAUGGAGCUCGGAGGGCAGAUACAACCCGUCGGAAAACCUCAACCUUGGGGGAAGCUGAUCCGGUUGGGGGUGGAACAAGCCGAGCCCCACGUGUUGCUGAUGAAAAAUGAGUGGACGAUCGGCAGAAAGAAAGGUUGUGACUUAUCCUUCCCUGGCAAUAAAUUGGUGUCUGGUUAUCACUGUAAAAUAAUAAUGGAUGAAAAAUCGGGUCAGGUUUUGCUACAGGAUACCAGCACGAAUGGAACAGUGAUCAACAAACAGAAAGUGGUGAAGAGACAGACCUGCCCUUUACAAACUGGGGACGUGCUCUAUAUUGUUUACAGGAAAUACGAUCCAGAAAACAAUGUUGCAUACCUGUACGAAUCUUUGCACCCCAAUAAGGAUGGAGCUAAUGAUCCAGGAGAAGCCAAGGUUGACAGUGCGUGCCACACAACCAAAGAUACCUCAAGCACCAGAGAAAGCAAUGAUGGGACCUCAACAGCAUUGCCACUGCCAGCUUCUCGGACAAGCUAUGAAGAACCGCAGCCAUCCACUUCGACGUCAAACCUCUUCGAAAUUGUUCCUACCUCUUCCACUGAGUCCACAUCCACUGAGAAGGCGAACCCUUCAGUAGUUGGACCCCAAUCUUGCACCUUAAUUUUUGCACCUGCUUUGAUCAAAUUGGUACCAUCCGGACCAGAGACAUUGCUUCAACUCAGUCAGCCUGUUGUAAAUACAGAAACAUCUGGUGCUUCUUUGAGGGACCCGGAGAAAACAGCCAUGUUCCAGCUUUCGGGAAGGGAAGGAAAUGAUUCACCCUACCCCGUUAGAAAGAAAAUCAGAAGAGAUGAUGAAGCCAGCUCUGCCCUUCAGGUGGUCACCCCAGACGGACACGCGAUGGGACCUGACCCCAGAGAUGCCAAAUCAGCAACCAUGAAGCCUGACAAAAUGGGAGAAAGCUUAAGCUGCAUCAUCUGCCAGGAACUGCUUUAUGACUGUGUCAGUUUGCAGCCCUGUAUGCACACUUUCUGCGCUGCUUGCUACUCAGGGUGGAUGGAGCGAUCUUCCCUCUGUCCGACAUGCCGCUGUCCUGUGGAACGGAUCUGUAAAAACCACAUUUUGAACAACUUGGUAGAAGCCUAUCUCAUCCAACACCCAGAUAAGUGUCGUAACGAAGAAGAUAUUAGAAGUAUGGAUGCCCGGAACAAAAUCACUCAGGACAUGUUACAGCCGAAGGUGCGAAGAUCCUUUUCAGAUGAAGAAGGAAGUUCAGAAGACCUGCUGGAUCUGUCGGAUGUAGACAGUGAAUCUUCUGAUAUUAGUCAGCCAUAUGUCCUAUGCCGGCAAUGUCCUGGUUAUCUUCGGCAAACCGUCCUGCCUUUAACCUUUCCCGAGCAGGAAGAAAAUGCAGCACCUGGGCAGGUUCCUGGAGAUUCCCCAUCGACUUCUUCCAGCUUCCCAACAGCAGUCCAGGAAUAUGUCUGUCCAGCUCAAGGGAGCCACAUCUUCUGCACUUGCUGCUUCCAGCCCAUGCCGGAUCGUAGAGCGGAAAGGGAACAGAACCCGAACAUCGCCCCACAGCAGUGUACCAUUUGUCUGCAGUCCUUCUGCCAUCUGUACUGGGGAUGUGUGCGCGUAUCCUGCCUGGGCUGUUUAGCCCCAUUCUGUGAACUCAACCUUGGGGACAAGUGUUUAGACGGCGUUCUUAAUGGCAAUAACUAUGAAUCAGAUAUUCUAAAGGAUUACUUGCAAUCUAGGGGGAUGACAUGGAAAGACAUGCUGAAUGAAAGCCUCCUGGCUCUUCAAAAAGGAACUUUUAUUUUAUCAGAUUACCGAAUCACGGGAGAAACAGUGAUCUGUUAUUUUUGCGGCCUGCGGACUUUCCGAGAACUCGCUUAUCAGUACAGACAGAUUAUUCCUGCUUCGGAAUUGCCAGCCACCAUCACAUCCCGUCCCGACUGUUACUGGGGUCGCAACUGUCGUACUCAGGUGAAAGCCCACCAUGCUAUGAAGUUCAAUCACAUCUGUGAACAAACACGAUUCAAAAACUGAGAAGGAUUCCCGGGGCGUUUUAACUGGUCUCCCUGCUUGUAGAGGAUGGGAAAAUUAAACCAGAAACGCCAACUCUACAGUUUUUGCCAGGUUGUUCCCACAAAAAAAAAGGGGGGGGAUUGGCAACUUUUUACAUCAGGUACUCUGAUGUGCUUUUUUCCCCCCUCCUUACCAUUAUUGUUUUGUCAUUUUUUUUCUGCCACCCUGUAUUCUCCUUGGCUUUAUUUUUUUUUCUUUUAAAAAAAGUGGUUUUGUUUUGAAGGCCAGAAAGAUGUGGCUGCCCCUGUUUUCUUCCUGAAUUUGAGCGACUCUAGGAAUUGAAGGACUCGCUGCACGAGGCUGAAUGGUAGAAAUGGAACAAUUCUCGGGAACAUUGAUUGUGGAACGAAGCAAGGCCUUAUUGAGAAGGCAAGAAGGAAGCAUGUCCUCGGUUCCUUGUUGGGCAUUGCCGUGCGUCUUGUCAAUUUCUUGGACCAACGCAACAUCUUGCCGGAAUUGACGGCCUAGACUCCUUGGCUCCUCGGUCAAAGAUCACAGCUGGAUUGACCAAGGUCUGUCCAACACUAAGCACUGACUGCUUAAGGCCGUAUUUCUCUGCCGUGGGCAUGUUGACAUGAGGACUUCAACUCCCAGACCUCCCCAGCCAGCCAUGUUGGAUAAGGAACUCUGGGAGUUGGCAGUCCACCCGUCUAAAAAUGGCCGCCGUUGAGAAACACAAUCUUAGGGUGCCUUGUUCUUCCUUGACACACUCCACAUGUCUCUCUUAAAUGCUGCUGUCCAGUAUUUGUCUAGCCUCCUUUGAUAGGAAAGAUCCAAUUGUUUCAUUCUUUUCUCUUUUUAUUCUAGUCUUUUUUUCCUUCUUCCUCAGAUCCUGUCAUUUCUUUUCCUCCUGCUCAAUUCUAGGAUUCAGACUGGUGCUGAAUUUCACCUCCGCCACCUUUUCUUUGGGCUCCAAGAGAAAGUCCCCACCCCACCCCAGGAAUUUCUGUUCUUAGCAGUUGGGAGUUAUGCUUCAAAACAACUAUGCAUUCCCCCCCCCCCCCCCUUACUGGUCAAAUUCCACUAGAAAUUCCUUUUUUAAAAAAAAAAUCCCCUGAUGAUAAAGAAGUCUUCACGAUGGAAGGGGAUUUGGCAUAAUCCAACUGAUACUGAAGACUCUUCAAUACCGUUGCUGAGCACAGGACGUGAAUAUUACCAGCUUUUAUCCUGAUUUCUCCAGGGCUAUUCCUGAUUUCUCCAGGGCUAUUUUUGUUGUCCCUAAAAUAGAAGCAGCACCAUCAAUUUUGGAGGAUGGUAAGACAGGAAAGUGUAUCUCUGCAUAUAUCCAUAUCCAUUGUUUUAAUCAGGUCAGAGUGACCUCUCUCCUAACUUAACGUUUAAGGCUGUCCUUCAACAAGAGCAACUGUGAAUAAUGGAUAACUUGCAUAACCAGAAUUGCUUUUGAAAUAAUUUAGUGCUUGCACAGAGUUCUGCUUCCACUGUUGGGCACAUUUUAAGGAGAGAGAGGGAGAGAAAGGGACCAAUGUAACCCUUAGGAAGCCUGGAUAAAGAUAGACAAGCCUUUUUCCCUCUUCUUACAACUCCCAAUGUAGCUUAAAUUCAGCCAUAACUGUAUCCAAAAUGGAUCUUUUCUAACCUGGAGUCUUUCAGAUGUGUUGGGAAUUCCAUGCACCAGAAUCCUGAGAUAGUUUAACCGUGGCCAGGACAACUCAUUGAUUUGUAAGUUGCAAUCUCAAAAGCUUACCGAUUGAUUGGGAGAAGGCUAUGCCGAAUCCCAUUUCUCUGCAGUCUUCCUAUUGUUUAAAACAUUUGCAUCUAUACGCUGGUUCCGUAGCCAGGAUCUUGUCUUCCUUUAUAGCUGUGUUUCUUAACCUUGGCCACUUUAAAGAUGGGUGGACCUCAACUCCUGGGGGAUUCUGGGAGCUGAAGUCCACCCAUCUUAAAGUGGCAGGAGAAACACAACUUUAUAGUAAUAGGAGCCUCAUUUCCAAUACACUAAAGUUACACGCUAUUUUUUUUUCCUCUGCUCUCAAAUUCAAGAGGAUUUAACAGAAUAAUGUGCUGGGCGCAGUUAUUCAACAUUGAACCCAAUCCGCCUUAUAUUUUUAUGCACUGAAAUAGUAAUCUUUCAGUGCUUGGUCUUGAAGAGCUAGCGUGAGGAGUGGUCCAAAGAGAAAGCCACAGGUCCCUCCAAGAUUUAAUGCCCUUUAUGUUAAAGAUGUUCGGUAAGGAUUGGUUCGUUUUUCUAUCUGCAGACUUUUUUUUUUGCUCCCCUUUAAAAAAAAUAUAGAGCUUCCAAGGAUUAUCCUGUUACAGCAGGGCUCUCCAAAAUUGGAAACUUUAAAACUUGUGGACUUCGACUUCCCCGUGCUGGGGGAUUCUGGGAGUUGAAGUCCACAAGUCUUAAAGUGGCCAGGUUUGGGGGGGGGGGGGGGUUUUCUUUCUAAUCAUGAGCCUGUUUCAGUAAAAGGCCACGUAAAGGCUUCCACAGCCGUGCCUCCUUGUAUUCACAAACCAUGUUAAGUGGACUGCUAGACACACAGCCUGUCUCCCAGACUUCCACGCUGGCUGCAAGAGAAUUACAAAAGCAGGAUCUUGCAGCCAUCAAUGUUGGCAUGGAACCGUUGUUACAACGGGUGCGUUUUUCCCGUCUCAGGGAAUGGAGAAACAACGGAGACUGCAAAAAAACCACACACAGCCAUGUCGGUUUCCCCCAGGUUAGCUGCUGGCUA